GCGAGGUGAGCGUGUAAGAUAAGAGAGGAGCUGCUACUGUCGGUACAGACGCGGUCUUUACUUUUUCUCCGCUACAUUCAGCACUUUUCUCCCGUGUCGUCAGAAAGUAAAGUAUCGAUCCCAUAACACGAUUGUCGAUUCGAUACCAAUACCAACGUUAGUAUCGAUAAUAUCGAUAUUUGGAUCGAUCCGCCCACUACUACCAGCCACUGCAGGAAAAGUUCAGAUCAGUUUAAGGAGUGACAACAUGCGUUUCUUCUACAUCGUGAUCUCCUCGGUCUUCAUCCAGCUGGUCUCUGGAUCUGAAGGAGACCAAACAAAUGACAGUCCUAUAAUAGGAAUUCUAGCCCAGGAGGCGUCUUUUCCAAAACCUGGGCAAAACUCUUACAUUGCAGCUUCUUAUGUAAAGUACCUGGAGUCAGCAGGCGCUCGAGUUGUUCCUGUAAUGAUUAAUAGGACUGAAGAUGAAUACACCAACAUCUUCAAAUCUGUUAAUGGAAUCCUUUUUCCUGGAGGUAGCGCCAACCUUAAUACAUCUGGUUAUGCCAAAGCAGCUGACAUAUUCUACAAGCUUGCUCUAGAGGCCAACGCAAAAGGAGAUUAUUUUCCUGUAUGGGGGACGUGCUUGGGCUUUGAAAAGCUAAUAAGUCUGACUAGUGGCAGGCGUUUGCUGUCCCGCACGAAUACCAGUGGAGUUGCGUUACCCCUGACCUUUACAAAAGAUGCAAAAGACUGUCGGAUGUUCAAGGACUUUCCUGCAGAUCUGGUAGAAUCACUGGGAAAAGAAGCACUAACAGAACACUCUCAUCAAUUUAGCGUCACUACUGAGAGUUUUAGUAAGUGUCAGAAGCUGAAAAAGUUUUACCGAAUUCUGACUACCAGCACUGAUGGUGAGAAGGAGUUUGUGUCCACAAUGGAAGCAUAUUAUCACCCGAUCUACGCAACCCAGUGGCACCCAGAGAAGAACGCAUUCGAGUGGACUCACCCGUACAUCCCCCACUCACCCGCUGCCAUCAAAACCACUUUCUAUAUGGCCCAUUUUUUUGUCAAUGAAGCUAAAAAAAAUCUUCACAAAUUUAGCAGUGACGAGGAGAAGCAGAAGGCUUUAAUCUAUAACUACAAACCCACCUACACUGGAAAGAAGUCUGUAUUCGAACAGAAAUACUAUUUUAAAUAGUCUGUUUUCUUCUGUUUAUAGCCAUUUUAACACUAUAGAACAAAGGAAAUUAUUUUAAUGAUGAUUCUUUGAAAAACACUUACAAAAUAGUACACAAUAAACAGAUUCUGUCCUUGCAAGUGUUAGCUGUCAUACUGGUGUCGGCUAUUUAGUAUCAAUGAAUCUAAUAAAAAAAAACCUUGUUGCAAGCAAA
Messenger RNA from Trichomycterus rosablanca, 1370 nucleotides. RefSeq names its product gamma-glutamyl hydrolase (conjugase, folylpolygammaglutamyl hydrolase) (gene ggh). Lineage: Eukaryota; Metazoa; Chordata; Actinopteri; Siluriformes; Trichomycteridae. The transcript is spliced from 9 exons. Gene Ontology annotation, biological process: tetrahydrofolylpolyglutamate metabolic process. Gene Ontology annotation, molecular function: gamma-glutamyl-peptidase activity. Gene Ontology annotation, cellular component: vacuole. Bases 248 to 1177 code for a protein of 309 amino acids. The record is from RefSeq and is a predicted model, not a curated record.